AAAACAGAAAAUUAAAUUAACAUGGCAAAUUUUAUUAGACAUUUUUGUGUUAGGGGAAGUGCAAGUUUCAGUGGCUUAAAGCCUGUCAUGUCAUCAAUUUCAAACAGUCAGAGGCUUUACUCCUCUGCCUUAUUUGUUCCUGGAAAUAAGGCAAACAAAACUUUCACAUACUUAACUCCAAAUAUAGAUUUCAGUGAUUACUUUGCAGACAUACAAAACCUACAAAAAGAACUCAAUCAACGAGAUAUUAAAAUUGAUGCUCAAGAGUUGAAAAAAGCAUGGGAUUACUAUCAGUUUGUAAGAUCGAAUAGAGAUGCUUUGGAAGAAAAACUUUCCAUAGUCAAUGGUCAAUUGCAAGAAUUUUUUAAAAAUAACGACCUAUCAGCGGAUGAUCUAAAACGUAAAGAAGAUUUACAACAUCAAAACAAACUCAUAAAGCAAGACAUAAAAGCAAUUAAAGAAGCUGCUUGGGAACUUGAAGAAUCCGUCAUCCCACAAGUUCUGAAGCUACCAAAUGAGACUGACAAGCGUACUCCAAUAGAAAGUCCUCUUUUAUUGAAAAGUGUAGGUGAGAAAUCCAACUUUAUCAACAGAGAAAGACACAGUCACUUAGAUAUCGGUAAAAAUUUAGGCUUGCUGGAGUACAAGAACCCAAUACAAUAUUACUUGUGCGACAAGGCAGCACUUUUCGAACUUGAAGCCUUAGCCCUAGCUGGUGAAAUCCUCAAACAAAGUAACUCCAUGAGAGUAGCUCUACCAGACUUUUGUCGAAGUAUCAUAGUCGAGGGUUGUGGUAUGGACCACGAGAGCUCGGUAGAAUCUUUUAUGCUGCAAAACGACACCGACGUCAAGGAAGAGUAUUUGGUGAAUCGCUUGCAUUUAGUGGGAGGUGCCAGUUUACCUGCUAUGCUUGCCAUGUACACAAAACAGGCCUUCAAACCAUCCGAUUUUCCAAUAAGGAUAUUCUCGGCUGGCCGGCAUUACACACCUUUCCCCAGCUCUUUGACGGUCCAGCACGGCCUCUUCUCAGUCUGUCAAGCAUCAGCGGUACAGGCUUUGACCCUCGUCAAGGACAAAGACAGCAAAGAGUACAAAGAAGAAUUUGAAAGAUUGAUCGAAGCAGCCACAAAAAUCUACAACGAUAUCGGCUGCCAUUAUCGCGUGGUCAUCAGGCCAGCCAAGGAGUUGAAUUUAGCCGAAAGCAUGAGACUUUCCUUUGAAAUGUAUUCCGUGCAUGCCGAUCAGUAUGUGGAAAUCGGACACGUUUCUGCGUGUGGCGAUUACUUCUCCAAGAGGCUGAUGAUCGCUUGCCCGACGACGACGAGUGUCGGCUAUCCGGCUGCUGUUUCUGGCACUCUGCUGUCUGUUCCCAAGAUGCUAGGCUGUUUGAUCGAAGAGAAUCCGGAUGAGUUUGUCACACCAGAGAAGUUGAGAGGAUUAUUCGAUUGAUCGUCAUGUUGAAAGGUAGAGAAAAUGUUUGUUGAAGUAUUGAUUUGUCGAAAUGUAAAUAUAUACAUAACACUGUUUUUAAAUAAAAUUUAAAAUCAAACGAAA
Copidosoma floridanum is the source of this 1554-nucleotide messenger RNA. RefSeq names its product serine--tRNA synthetase-like protein Slimp. Lineage: Eukaryota; Metazoa; Arthropoda; Insecta; Hymenoptera; Encyrtidae. Gene Ontology annotation, biological process: seryl-tRNA aminoacylation. Gene Ontology annotation, molecular function: serine-tRNA ligase activity; ATP binding. The record is from RefSeq and is a predicted model, not a curated record.